This is a messenger RNA of Struthio camelus australis, 3408 nucleotides long. It is a transcript of the gene ADA2, whose product is annotated as adenosine deaminase 2. Gene Ontology annotation, molecular function: adenosine deaminase activity. The record is from RefSeq and is a predicted model, not a curated record. Gene Ontology annotation, biological process: inosine biosynthetic process; adenosine catabolic process. NCBI's taxonomy places the organism in Eukaryota, Metazoa, Chordata, Aves, Struthioniformes, Struthionidae.
UGGCUGGGCUGGCUCACGCCUUGUUUGGCACGGCCGGGAUAGAGCCUGUUUCUUUAGCUUUGGCUGUGGCAGCUUCUACUCGCAAGAGAAAACUGUUCCCCCGCUCUCUCUCCUGUUGCGGUUGGAUGAGCUCUCGAUGCAAGGAGGAGAAAGAUUAACAGUGCAGCUCUAAGAUGAGGCCUCCAUCUGGGCAAGGUAUAAGGCUGACAUACCUUCUCCUGAAUUUGGCUUCCCUCUGUCUUCCCAUCCCACUCUGGAAGGACAGAGAUGCCCUAAUGCAGGAGGAAAAAGCCCAUCAGACAGGUGGUAAUUUGGUACUGGACAAACAGGAACAGCAGCUCAGUACAAAGCUUGUAAGCCUCAAGGAGGAGGAGGUUGCUACAGCCAUGAACACAGGAUUGUUCCCUCCAAGCAUGCACUUCUUUCGGGCUAAAAGCCUCAUUGAUCAGAGCACAGUGUUCAGCAUCUUAAAGCGCAUGCCAAAAGGUGCUGUCUUACACCUGCAUGACUACGCCAUCCUGAGCACAGACUGGCUUGUGUACAAUGCCACUUACAUGCCGAACUGCUACAUCUGCUUCACAUACACAGGCACAGUUCGGUUUAGGUUUUCCAAGCCUCACCCUCCUCAUCCCAUGCCAGCCCAGUGCUCUGAGUGGGUGUUGCUAGAGACAUAUCGGAAGCAGCUGCCCAACGUGACUGAGUUCGAUAACAGCUUGCUGAGAAACUUGACCCUGGUGACGGAUGCCCCUGAGCUGGCCUACCCUUCUCAGACUUACAUUUGGAGAAGAUUUGAAGAAGUCUUUCUCAUUGCCUCUGGCCUUAUCUGCUAUGCACCUGUGUUCAAGGCCUAUUUCUACCAGGGGCUGCUGGAACUCUAUGAGGAUAACAUACAGUACGUCGAGAUAAGAGCUCUCCUGCCUGCGGUAUACGAACUGGAUGGCACCCGGCACAAUAAGUCCUGGUCCAUGGCAACAUAUCAGGAAGUGACCAAGCAAUUUGUGAAAGAUCACCCUGACUUUGUUGGAGCAAAGAUUAUAUUUACAGCACACAGGAUGUUGAACGUUUCCCAGAUUAAAGAUGCCAUCAUCACGGCCAUGGCACUCAGAGCCCGCUUCCCGGACUUCCUGGCAGGCUUCGACCUGGUAGGCAAUGAGGACGAAGGUCAUUCUUUAUGGGAGCUGAAGGAUGCCCUGACCAUCCCAUAUUCCCUGGGGGUCAACUUGCCAUACUUUUUCCAUGCUGGGGAGACUGACUGGCAGGGCACAUCUGUAGACAACAAUGUGCUGGACGCUCUGCUACUGAAUACCAGCCGCAUUGGCCAUGGACUCGCCCUCAUUAAACAUCCAGUAGUCAAAAAUUUAUCUCUGAAGAGGGAUAUUCCCAUAGAAGUCUGUCCUAUCUCCAACCAGGUGCUGCUGUUAGUAGCUGACUUGCGGAACCACCCCGCAGCCAGCCUCAUGGCUGAAGGACACCCCAUUGUGAUCAGCCCCGAUGAUCCCCCUAUCUUUGGGGCAAAGGGCGUCUCCUAUGACUUCUACGAGGUGUUCAUGGCCAUCGGAGGGAUGAAUGCCGACUUGAGGACCUUAAAACAGCUUGCACUCAACUCUAUAAAAUACAGUGCCAUGCUACCUGAAGAGAAAGCCAAGGCCAAAGAGGUCUGGCAGAAAAAAUGGGACCAGUUCAUAGCUGACCUCUCUGACAGCUUUUUGAGGGAGCUUUAGAAGGAAGGAGAGCCAUCUCAGAAGGCACUGGCAAGUCAGAGUGAGCCAGGCUCCUUGCUAACGCAGAGACAGAGAGUGCUUCUUCCACGGGGCUUCAGCAGACAAGCCUCUCACUUGAGAGUGGAUGAUUCUGAUAAACUAGACUUAACGCUAAGAACGAGCUGCGCUACACUAUGAAAGUCAUUGACUGGAGGUAAAAGGCAGCAGUGAGCCUUUGUAACAGCAACAACAACAAAAUACCCUGCUCAAAAUGACAUAGUCAAAACACAGAAAUUGCCAGUGACCAAAUCCCAACAUCCUUGUUCAGGGAAAACAAGGUUUCUAAUUAGAGUUAGUGGGAGAUUGCCAACAUGAGGAUCUCUGAAUUUUGCCUUAUCAUUACAAAACGCAGACCUUGUCCGGAAACAGCUAAGACAAACAUCCAGCCAUUUGGGCCACUGACCUUCAGGAGAGCAAGGACUGAAAAUGACUCUUGUUAUGUUUAACCCUGGGCCUGCUGCCAAAAUAGCACUGCUAGGUCGAAGAACCAGUCAUAGGUCUGACGUCUGCUAUUUCAGGACUCACCAGCGCUGCAAACAAGUUAAUGGAUCUGUACAAAUGCUCCCAGAAUGUUUAAGCUUGGUCACACAGCGAUCACAAAACCAAAAAGAAGUUGCUCAGUUGCUGACAGUUUUUUCAGGCAGAAUCCUUUUCUGUCCUCUGGUCACAUGGAAACUAAAAUGCUUUUCAGCUGAGAAAAAAAAAACACCCUGGCUUCCCAGACCCAGCUUAAGUAAGACUCUGAUCCUGCACAUGGAUAUGUUAACAUAGGCCUCUGCAUUUAUAGGAAGCUCCUUUUGAUUUCAGGGGAUUCCACUGUGUGCCUGUGUUGCCUAAAUCAGAGCACACAUGUGACCCUAUUUAGCCUAUGUCCAUAUCAGACAGAUCUUCACCUUGGUGGAGAGCCACUCCCAUGCUGUGGAUAUCCAGUAUUUUCACAGGGAUCUUUGUAGUUACCAGUUCUUUGGCGGAAAAGUAUUGUAGCAACUACACAGUAAGUAGUGUUGAGACAAGCAGAUUCGCUUGCUUAGCAACAUCAGAAAUAUUGGGGAAAGAAAUAGUUUCAGGAUGACUGCUUUGUAUAAGGGAGAUUAACAAAGAAAUCUUAACCAGGGUGCAAAGCAAAUUACAAAAUGCUCCAGCAUAAACGCGAAAAGGCUACAUAACCCAAGUAUGCAGCCAGGAUCAGCUGGUGUCUCUCUGGCUUCAGCAGAAUGGCAUUGGUUUGCCUCAGUCAAGGAGGCUGCCGUGCAGAAUUUGCAAAAGCUCCCACUGAAAGAUGCCUCCCACUGAAAGAUGCCUCUCUCCUCAGAGCCUCCAACUUGCUCUGUCUGACACUGCCUGAUCAGGUAGGUCAGCUCAGGCUAAUCGGCUGUCUUUACAUUUUCUGCUAAUUGUUCCAAGCUGCCUGGCCACAGUGUUUAUUUCCACUGACCUCGGGUAAAACACCCGAGCGGUGACAAAGGAGCCCUUACUACAGAAGCUGAUCAAGGCGCACAGCCUGCAUGUCCCUUGCAUGCAAAGUAUUAAUUUGCCCACAUUUCAUAGGCUGCGAGUUUGUACCUAGCUAUCCCAGGCAAAAACAAAACAGAAACACAACAGAGUGAAGGCACCUGGAUUGCAGAACACAAACCAGCAGAAAAGCAAA